This is a messenger RNA of Lycium ferocissimum, 1011 nucleotides long. RefSeq lists its product as uncharacterized. Bases 390 to 815 code for a protein of 141 amino acids. Gene Ontology annotation, cellular component: TRAPP complex. The record is from RefSeq and is a predicted model, not a curated record. Lineage: Eukaryota; Viridiplantae; Streptophyta; Magnoliopsida; Solanales; Solanaceae. Gene Ontology annotation, biological process: endoplasmic reticulum to Golgi vesicle-mediated transport. The transcript is spliced from 4 exons.
UCCCUCAUACUGGACAAAGGAUGCUAUAAUUAAUUUUAAGAACCCCAUUUGUCAACAAGCGGGGAUAGCUCAGUUGGGAGAGCGUCAGACUGAAGAUCUGAAGGUCACGUGUUCGAUCCACGUUCACCGCAUUCCUUUUGUACUUUUUUUUUUUGCUUCAAAAACCCUGUCCUAUUUCUCUCCAAAAAUAUUUUUACUCUCUUUUCAGAUUUCUCCAUUUUCUUUUUCCAAACACAGACCUUCAACCUGCCCGAUUCGUCGCUGAUCAGGAGGAGCUCUUACAUCUAUUAUCUUUUCAGAAAAUAGCCUGAGACCUUCAAUCAUUUACUAAGCUUGUGAACUGAAUCCAUUCAGAUCAAGGCCAAGAAAGAGAAGGGAUUUGAAUAUAAAUGGCAGCUAUUUACAGCCUUUACAUCAUCAAUAAAUCAGGAGGGCUUAUCUUCUGCAAGGAUUAUGGGUCUGCUGGGAAAAUGGACACAAAUGAUAGUUUGAGAUUGGCUAGUCUGUGGCAUUCUAUGCAUGCUAUCUCUCAGCAGUUGUCCCCAGUUAAUGGUUGUGCCGGUAUUGAACUCCUUCAAGCUGAUACGUUUGAUCUCCAUUGCUUCCAAUCUCUUACCGGAACAAAAUUCUUUGUGGUCUGUGAACCUGGUACUCUGCAUAUGGAGAGUCUGUUGAAGUACAUCUACGAAUUAUACACUGAUUACGUCUUGAAGAAUCCCUUCUAUGAAAUGGAAAUGCCUAUACGGUGUGAGCUCUUCGACUUAAAUUUGUCACAGGCAGUCCAGAAAGAUCGGGUUGCCCUAUUGGGAAGAUGAGCUUCUCAAGUUCAUAAGCCAUAAGAUGUUGGUUGAUCUAUAAUAUGGUAAAUUUUGUUGGACAGGUCCCAUUAGGACAUCUGUGAUGUGUUUUUUCUUUGUUGUUACUGGACUCUUGAAAAAAUCAUUUUGAGAACAGCAACCCCUCAGUUAGGAUUUGUUAUGCAACACUGUCAGGGUUGAUGCUCUUCAGUCA